Messenger RNA from Larimichthys crocea (large yellow croaker), 938 nucleotides. RefSeq lists its product as uncharacterized. Bases 149 to 838 code for a protein of 229 amino acids. Gene Ontology annotation, molecular function: RNA binding. The transcript has 4 exons. The record is from RefSeq and is a predicted model, not a curated record. NCBI's taxonomy places the organism in Eukaryota, Metazoa, Chordata, Actinopteri, Sciaenidae.
GAACUUGUUGCCAAGCUGGAAUGCUCCUCCAAAACUCCUGCAAAAUUUUGGGACAUUGCUGAUUUAAAGGGCGGGGUAGAAUAAUGCAAAUGUGCACAGUCUUCACCACUUCAGAUUUUAGAUUUGAACAAAUGUUUUGUCCUUAAAAAUGCUGAAGAUCUAUGCAUGGCGACACUCAGUUUUCACAGUGGAGGAUCUUCUCACCCUGUUUUCACCUUUUGGGUGCGUCAUGAGUGUUCAGAAAAUAGGGAAAAAUACAUCUCCAUAUGGAGUGGUGAUUUACUUGGAUGUUGCUGAUGCUGCCACGGCCAUGAAGGAACUGAAGGACAACGCGCCCUUCUUUUUGAAUCUGUUGCCGCCCAGCAUGAUCAGAGCAGCUAACAAAGAUGGAAGUCAUGAAGACCAACCCCGCUGUCUCCUGCAAGAUGGGUUUCAUUCUGUGCCACAGCAGAGACCACCCAGUCUGUUGGACACAGCUUCCAGCCAGGUGUGUCUUCUAAUUCAAAACUUUCCCACACAUGUGGAUGAAAUACACCAGGUGCUCAGUGUGAUCUAUCCAAUCACGACCAACGUGAAGGUGGAUGUGAAAUCAGCCCUAGUGAUGCUCCCUGACUUGUUCACCGCCGUGUGGCUCAUGGAUUUGUUAAAUAGCCUCCACAUUGGCUCCAAACGUCUCUCUGUUUCCUUUGCAACCCAAAUAGGCGGGACACACCCUGCAACGAUGGCAGCGAAAAGGCCAUUAGAGCAUUACAGCAGCCAGUCUACUGUUCAAUAUAACACAGUCCAAUACCUUUAUUUCUGCGGAGUUGGACAUUUUAUUGCAAAAAUAAAAAAAUGAAAAGUGAUGGGAUGAGCAGCUGGAGGAUGAGUAACUUGUAUGUUGUAUCAGUAAUAUGGGGUUUACUAACACAAUAAAAGACUUCCCAGGUUCAAACUCA